AUUGCACCAAAAGAGUUCAAAAUUUUCGGCUCUAUUUACAGUAAAGAUUCGAAAUAAUUAAAUAAAAUUUUGAUUUUCUCCAGUUUCCCUCUUUCUUGAAAAUUAUUUAAUUUUUGUCCUUCUUCAUUGGCGAGAUUCUCAAAAAAUAAAUUGAUUAACAAAAUCUAUGAAUAUCCAGUUGAAACGAAUAUAAACCUGAUUUGAUCGGUUUUUGUACUGUAUCAUCUUCAUUUCUUUUUUCUUUCUUUUCUCUGUGUGAUUUAGACCCUCUGAUUUAAUGCAAUAUACACUCACCAUUGCAUAAAGAAACAACUUUCUCUGUUCUCACUACAGAGAAAGAAAGGGAGACUCUAAGAGGGUUUUGUCUGUGUUCUUCCAGAGGAUUCGAACUAAAAUCCAAUGUUAUUAUUAUACGUCGAGAUCUAGAAGAGAGUGAAGAAGAAGGGUUUUUGUUUUUGCUUCUGUUUUUCUCUGCUUCCCUCUAAAAAAAAUCAAAACUUUGUUUCUUCCUUGGCCGUGAAAUAAUUACACUGGGGUUUAAAAAUCAGUAAUUUCAGAAGUUUAGGAGAGAAAAAAGAUUUGGUUUUUCAGUUGAUGAUUUUGUUCCUGGUUUCAAGUUUUAACUUUUAAUUUCAAAAUUUCCUCUUUAUCUCGUUUUCUGUAAAAUUUUGUGUUCUUUUUAAGAGUUCUUUUUUAUUUAUAAUGUAUUUGAUUGAAAACCAACAAAAUGUAGUAGUAUCCAGAAACUCAUCAUCUUUUGAGCUGGCUUACAAAGUAUUUGAGUAAAAUCAUUACACCAUUUUCUAUUUCACUCUGUUCCUCCUCCAUCAUUUCUCAAUCUUUACCAUACUCUCAUAUUCAGAAUCUUGAGCUUCCAUCAUCAGUAUCAAUAGUAUAUCCGUUCUGUAAUUUGCUGCUCUUCUCCCAUCUCUAAAGCAAAACGAAACCCUAGUUUACUUUUUUUCCCAACAAUCUGGUGGAAUUACUCUGUUCUUUAAGCAGGAUUUAGGGGGCAAUAUAGCGGGAUUCCCGGAUAUGAUUAACUUUACACUGCAAUUGAUUGUUUUUAUAUGUUUGAUCUCCACUUUCUAUCCACUUCAAUUUUGAAUUUUUAAUUUAAGAAGUAGAAACCCUAAAACAAUCUCAUUAUUGCUAGAUUCAAACCCAUAAUAUCCGCUGUGAUUUGUUUCUUGCUGCUGUCAAUGGAUUCUGUGAAGACUUCUUCUUCUUCUAAACCUUCUUCGAAUAAUAUUUCUGACAUUGUUUACAGAUUUGCUAAAGUUUGUAGGUUAAGAUCUGUUGGGGUUUUUCCUAAUGAAAACCCUAACCCAAAUCAUCAUCACCACAACAACAACACCACCAACAGCAUCAUUAGUAAGAAGAAUGGUUCUACUGAAGUAAAUAGUGACAGUACUGAAUCUAUAGAAUAUAGUGACUUAAAAAUCCAUCCUGUGAUUGAAACCCAUGAAGAUGUUGCUGCUAUUGCAAUCUUGAAGCUAUUUGAUACGAUUUCAGCUCUGAAAUUAGCUUACAUUCAGCUGCAAGAAGCUCACAUUCCUUAUGAUACUGAUAAGAUCCAAGUUGCUGAUGAUCAAAUUGUUUCUGAGUUAAAAACUCUUUCAGAUAUCAAACGUUCUUUCAAACACAUUUCGAAACCGAAGUCCGGUCGUUCAGGUCCUAUUUCGUAUCAAGAGCUUCGAGAUCACGAGUUACGAUCAGAGAAAAUGAAGUCAGAAGUUUUAAGUAAAGACGCCGAGAUUCUUAAGUUGAAGCAAGAAGUUAAGGAGCUAGAUGUGAAGAAUCAAGAAUUGGAUUUAAUGAUCAGACAGAGAACACUGGAUGGAAAAAAGUCUCUGCCGAAAUCAUUUGCUCAUGCUUUCAAGUCCGCAACAAAAUCAGUACAUGAUUUUGCAAAGCCUUUGAUUAGUUUGAUGAAAGCCUCCGGUUGGGAUCUUGACCUUGCAGUGAAUUCUAUUCAAGACUCCGUCGAGUACUCGAAACGGUCACACAAGAAGUAUGCAUUUGAAGCUUAUUUGUCAAGGAGAAUGUUCCAUGGAUUCUCUUCCCUGACGCCUCACAGUUUAGAUGAUAUCCUGAGGUUCAAAGAUUCAUUUGAUGCAUUGGUGGAAUACCCGAAUUCGGAAUUCGCUAAAUUCUGUAUAUCCAAGUAUCUAUUGGUUGUGCAUCCUAGAAUGGAGUCGACAUUUUUCGGUAAUUUAGAUCAAAGGGCAUUUGUGUUGAGUGGGGGACACCCAAGAACUCCAUUAUAUCAAGCUUUUGUGAAAAUGGCCAAGUCUAUUUGGGUUCUUCAAGCAAUGGCAGCUUCAAAUGAUUCUAAAGCUGAGAUAUUCGCGGUGCGAAGAGGGGCUGAAUUCUCAGAGGUGUAUAUGGAAGAUGUAGUGGAAGAGGAAGAUGAUACACUUCAAACCAAUCCAAAGAGUAGAUUCAAAGUUGGGAUCCUGGUCAUGCCAGGUUUCAAGCUUGGGCAAACUGUGAUCAAGUCCAGGGUUUAUCUCACUAGCUGAAGAACUCAAAUGUCAAUGAGAUUAUGCAAUCUUUAGCAAAUUGUGAGAGCCUAAAACUGCUGGUUGUGGGGUUGACCCAUUUCCCUCUGUAAUGUAACUCGGUUAAGGUAAAUUGUUUUGCAGAUGUGCAAGAAAUCUGGCGGUGUCGCUUUAUUAUGAACUGUACAUAGAAAUCUAAUCCUAAGUUUAGUUUCUGUUCUUGCU
Molecule: messenger RNA, 2729 nt
Organism: Papaver somniferum (opium poppy)
Lineage: Eukaryota; Viridiplantae; Streptophyta; Magnoliopsida; Ranunculales; Papaveraceae
Product: protein GRAVITROPIC IN THE LIGHT 1-like
Exons: 1
Coding region: 1203-2525 (440 amino acids)
Biological process (GO): negative gravitropism; response to red or far red light
Source: RefSeq, a predicted model, not a curated record